Messenger RNA from Neltuma alba, 4218 nucleotides. RefSeq names its product protein STICHEL-like 3. Gene Ontology annotation, cellular component: DNA replication factor C complex; DNA polymerase III complex. The record is from RefSeq and is a predicted model, not a curated record. Lineage: Eukaryota; Viridiplantae; Streptophyta; Magnoliopsida; Fabales; Fabaceae. Gene Ontology annotation, molecular function: DNA binding; ATP hydrolysis activity; DNA clamp loader activity. The coding region runs from base 605 to 4123 and encodes 1172 amino acids. Gene Ontology annotation, biological process: DNA-templated DNA replication; DNA repair. The transcript has 8 exons.
CAUACCACUCACCCCCACUUCUCUCUCUUUCUUACACACUCUUUGCUCUCUGCUCUGCUAGUGCUGCCUUUUUGUUGCUAAGCCAAGUUCCAUUUUUUCUCUCUCUUCGAGCUAUGGGGUGGACUAUCGUUUUCUUUCGAAAGAAACCCUCGUGAAGUGCAUGUGAAGCUUGCUGAGAGAUCUGGAAUUUAAUGAUCGAAACGGCUCGCUUCGCUUCCUUUUUUUCCCUGAUUCAGUUGAGCUCAAAUGUUGCUUCUUUAAUUCGAUGGGGUCUUUGAAAUACUGGGAUUCUACAAUCUUAUGUGGAGUAGCUGGAGGGAAAGUUUGGGAGAUUGGUAGUUCCUUUUGAAAUGUAUUUUGUGAUUUGCGAAACUGGCUACAAUUGAGUAUGAGGGUCGCUAUUUUCCAUUUUUGUGGAGGCCCAUCAUAUGCGUUGGAUUUUUGGCAUUAUUAUAGCGCUUCCGAUUUAUUAAUGGGAUUAGCUUUUGUACUGCCAUAAUUGCGAAAGUUCAGUACAAAUUAAAGGCAAAAAAAUGCGAUAUUUUCUGAUUUGCUUACUUGAUUUAGAAAAGAUUCUGGCGUCAGACUUGUUAGGGUGCUGAUCAUGACAAGGGCUGUGCGCAGUAGGAUACUCAAAGAUGCGAAUGGUGAUAUUAGCGAUCAUCUACGCAACCAUAUCCAUUUAACAAAUUGCAUUCACUUGAAGAACCAUAUGCACAAAAACAGCCCCAUUCUUGCUGAUAGGUCGCUUAUGAGGGAACUAGUUGUGUUGCAGAGAUCGCGCUCUCUGAGAGACCCUUCAGCAAGUCCUUCUUCAUGGCAUUCUCCUUCUAUAAUUGAGGUGCUUUCCAAGAGGGUUGACAAUGACGUGGUGCUUCAGGAGGGAAGAAGGUCUGUAGGAAUUGAACGCCGGAAAGAAGGAAGGAGAUUGUCUGGAACCUCACCACCUGUUGUUAAUUUAGGUCCAUCAAAAGUUGCUCCGGGUGAGGAGAGCCGGGGUAAUGAUGGAGUGUCAGCAAGUAGAGACCGCAGCAGCAGGAGUGGAAUUGGGGACGGGCGGAAAGUUGGAAGAGAAGAGUCUGGUCGGAAGAGCGACAGGCCUGAUUAUAUGGGUCCCAGCAAAGAGCAACUUCACAGUCAGCUUGGCAAAGAUUUGACUGAAGAUGUUGUUUCAAGGCAUUCUGAAUCUAAAGAGAGAAAGAGCAAACAAAGGGGGAAGCAUGUUCAAGAUGUUCAGUUCAAGACCCUUUCUGAGCAGCUGAACGAUGUUCCACUGGACAGUGAUGAUUUGGCAUCUUCAAACAAUAAUGUCCAAAGACGGUUUCCUAGGCAGCAGAAAAUUAUUGAGGCGCCCGAAGCCAGCACACGUGGUCAUGGAAAUGGAGUGAACAGAGGAAAAAGGCGUAAAUUUCGGAGUGCAAGAAGAGCUCGGGCUUCUGCGGCAUCUAAAGAUGUCGGUGCUGAGAAUGAACUGUCUGUUGCUUCGAACUCAUUUGCUUAUGGUUCAGCCCACCAUAGAUAUCACAUGGAAGAGCCAGAUGAAUAUGGAGAGGAAAAUGUCACCAGGGCACCCAAAAAUGGGUGUGGCAUUCCUUGGAAUUGGUCUAGAAUUCAUCACAGAGGCAAAACAUUCCUUGACAGGGCUGGACGAAGUUUCUCUUGUGGCUUAUCUGACUCAAGACUAAAAAAAGGGGCAUUGGAUGCCAAUGGAAGAAAUAUUUCUGAUAUGCCAGUGGCAUCUGACCAAUCAAGCUCAUUUACCAGGUCUGAUGGAGAGGCAAUGCCGCUGCUAGUUGAGGCAUCUGGAUCUCAGGGAAGUACUGAGAAUGCUUGUUGGGGCCAUGACUAUUCCGGAGAGCUUGGUAUUUUUGCUGAUAACUUAUUGAAGCAUGACAUUGAUUCUGACCUCGCUUCUGAUGUUAGAUCUGGGGAUCAGCCUAAGAUGAGAGUGAAUCGCCAUGGCAGGCAUCAAAGCUUAACGCAAAAAUAUCUACCCCGAACCUUCAGAGAUUUAGUUGGGCAGAAUUUGGUGGCACAAGCUCUUUCAAAUGCAGUCAUGAGAAGAAAAAUUGGAUUUCUUUAUGUGUUUUAUGGACCCCAUGGCACUGGAAAAACUUCAUGUGCUCGGAUAUUUGCUAGAGCUUUAAAUUGUCAUUCUUCUGAACACCCAAAACCAUGUGGCUUUUGCAAUUCUUGUGUAGCACAUGAUAUGGGCAAGAGCAGAAGUAUAAGGGAAGUUGGUCCAGUCAGUAAUUUUGACUUUGAGAGCAUCAUGGAUCUACUUGACAAUAUGAUUGUUUCCCAGCUUGCAUCACAAUACAGAGUGUUUAUUUUUGAUGAUUGUGAUACUCUGUCAGCUGAAUGCUGGAGUGCCAUAUCGAAGGUCAUUGAUCGAGCUCCUAGACGUGUGGUUUUUAUUCUUGUUAGUUCGUCUCUUGAUGGAUUGCCUCAUAUAAUCAUAUCCAGGUGCCAGAAAUUUUUCUUCCCAAAGCUGAAGGAUUCAGACAUUAUGUAUACAUUACAGAGGAUUGCAACUAAAGAGGGUCUAGAAAUUGAUAGGGAUGCCUUGAAACUUAUUGUAUCAAGAUCAGAUGGAUCGUUAAGAGAUGCUGAGAUGACCCUUGAACAACUUAGUUUGCUUGGCCAGAGAAUAUCAGUUCCUCUUGUGCAGGAAUUGGUUGGGCUUAUCUCUGAUGAGAAAUUGGUCGAUCUGCUUGAUUUGGCACUCUCCGCAGACACAGUCAACACUGUAAAGAAUCUGAGGGUGAUAAUGGAAACUGGUGUUGAGCCGCUUGCCUUGAUGUCUCAGCUUGCCACUGUAAUUACUGACAUACUUGCUGGGACCUAUGAUUUCACAAGAGAUAGGAGGAGAAGGAAGUUUUUCCGGAGAAAUCCAUUAUCGAAAGAAGAUAUGGAAAAGCUACGCCAAGCUUUGAAAACCUUAUCUGAGGCUGAGAAGCAGUUGAGGAUGUCCAAUGACAAACUAACCUGGCUGACAGCUGCGUUGCUUCAACUUGCUCCUGACCAGCAAUAUAUGCUGCCAACAUCAUCUGAUAAUAGUUUCAAUCAUAGUCCCUUGCCCCUAAAUAAGGUAGAUGGGAGAGAAGCAGCCCGGAGAACAAGUACUAAUGUUGAAAUUCCUCGCAAAGAGAGACGUUUAUCAAUGGAUUCUAGAAUAGAGAAUGUCCAUGCUGGUAGCUCUGCUGAUGGCGUGGCAAAGAGUCUUAGUUCAGAUAAUAAAAGACUUGCUGUGGCUGGUUUUGUGCCUCAACAGACAUCUUCACAUGUUACCGAUGUGAUUAGAAUGAAUGACAGACAGACUCUGGGUAAAAAUCGGAAAGGAACUGAAGAGAUAUGGUUAGAGGUGCUUGACAGAAUUCAGGUUAAUGGUGUAAAAGAGUUUUUAUAUAGAGAAGGGAAGCUGGCCUCUGUUAGUUUUGGUGCUGCUCCAACUGUCCAGUUAAUGACCAGUUCCCAACAGACGAAAUCUACUACUGAGAAGUUCAGGGGGCAUAUUUUACAGGCAUUUGAAUCUGUCCUUGGAUGUUCAGUAACGUUAGAAAUUAGAUGUGAAUCAAGCAGAGAUGCAGGAUCAGGGUCUCAACUCCCUCUUAUACUGCCUUCCACUAAAGAUAGUUCUGUAGAAAAGAAAAUGAGUGAAAUUGUAGAAGAAGAAACUUCUCUGAAGGACCCUAAGAAUAACGAGAAGCAAGCUGAUGUUAACAAAAAGCCAAUUGUGACUUCACACUUGGAAAGAAGGAGGCUCAGGGAACAAGGUCAGAGCCGAAGCAUUGUGAAAAGUAAGGUAUCUCUUGCUCAUGUAAUCCAGCAGGCAGAAGGACAUACACAGCGCAGUGGGUGGUCAAAACGCAAAGCAGUUUCCAUUGCUGAAAAGCUUGAACAAGAGAAUCUGAGACUAGAGCCAAGAUCAAGGAGCUUGCUAUGCUGGAAAGCAUCACGAGUAUCCCGGCGGAAGCUUUCGCGUUUGAAAGUUAGAACCAGAAAAUCUCAUGCGUUGUUGAAUCUGGUCUCAUGUGGAAAAUGUCUCACUUCUAAAUCUCCAAGGUCAAGCCUCUUUCUUUAUUUGUUUAGUCUAAUAAAGAGCUCGAGAUUGUAUAUCUGACUAAGAAAAUGUAGGAAAGUAGUCAAUUCCAAUUCAGUGAUAUCAUAUGGUUUCUCCUUCUUAGCGGCAAUAAAAUUCCUUGUAGUUUCAAUUUA